AUGCCUGGUCGUUAUGAAUGGCAUUUUGCAGCGUUUUGGCAUCGCUCGAAGAGGUCCACCGACUUUUGGGAAAGAGUUCCAGCUGCAGCAGCAGGGAGACACGAUUUCGCGCACAUGAAAACGGCGAGACGUGCGCGGUCUUCUCCGGACACCUACGUGAAAAUCCGACAGGUCUUCGUGCAGGACGCAAAGCGACGCCGUGCAUGGCCGCGCCGAUAUAAAGUUCCGCAUUUGGAUUGCAACAUCCGAGUUGUUUCCGAGCGUUUCUCUGAAGAGUGUGGACCUUUCCUGUUUCUUUAG
Messenger RNA from Toxoplasma gondii ME49, 300 nucleotides. RefSeq lists its product as hypothetical. The transcript is spliced from 2 exons. The record is from RefSeq and is a predicted model, not a curated record. Lineage: Eukaryota; Apicomplexa; Conoidasida; Eucoccidiorida; Sarcocystidae. The coding region runs from base 1 to 300 and encodes 99 amino acids.